AUGGACGCCGAGCUAGAUGCCGAGCCUCCUUGCCUUGCAGAUCUCAAUGACGACCUGUUGCGGAAGAUUGCCUGUCGGCUUGCCGAGUCUGACCUGGCUUCCGCCGUCGCCCUCAAACGAUGCAGCAGCCGCUUCAAGGACCUCGCCACCCCGCUGGUGGCAAACGCCGUUUCAAGGAUAAACACGAAGUGGCGGGAUGCGGCAGACAAAAUCGGCAUGAAGGGCGCUGCUCGGAUCAGAGGCGGACUCGAGCGCAACGAGGUGCUGACCACCCUCGCGCUCCCGCACAACAACAUCGGCGCGGAGGGCGCAGCCGCGAUCGCGGAGGCGCUACGCGGCAACGCGGUGCUGACCACCCUCGACCUGAGCGGCAACGAGAUAUGCGGCAUUGACGAGGACGGUGAUGGUGCGUACGAUGCGUCCGGCAUCGUUGCGCUCGCGGACGCCCUCAAGGUCAACGGGGUGCUGACCAAUCUCGUGCUCCGGAGGAACAACAUUGGCGCCGAGGGUGCCAAGGCGCUAGCAUCCGCUCUUCGCGUCAACGGGGUCCUGACCAACCUCGUGCUCUGGGGCGACAACAUCGGCAACGAGGGCGCCGCUGCGCUGGCCUCCGCUCUUCGCGUCAACGAGGUGCUGACCACCCUCAACCUCGCCAACAACCAGAUCCGCGACCAGGGCGCCGCUGCGAUCGCGGAAGCGCUGCGCGGCAACGGGGUGGUGACUGAGCUAGACAUCUCCUGGAACCAGAUCGGCUACAAGUACAACAAUAUCGGCCCCAUGGGUGCCACCGCGAUCGCCGACGCCCUUCGCGUCAACGGGGUGCUGAAACGCAUCAACCUCGAGUACAACAAGUUGGGCGACGAGGGGAAGGGAGCGAUUUGGGAUGCGGUGAGCGGGCGGGUAGGGUUCGAGCUCAGGAUAUGA
This is a messenger RNA of Emiliania huxleyi CCMP1516, 924 nucleotides long. RefSeq lists its product as hypothetical. Gene Ontology annotation, molecular function: protein binding. NCBI's taxonomy places the organism in Eukaryota, Haptophyta, Isochrysidales, Noelaerhabdaceae. The record is from RefSeq and is a predicted model, not a curated record. The transcript has a single exon. The coding region runs from base 1 to 924 and encodes 307 amino acids.